AAGUCUUGUGGAGUCAGAAGUGAUGGCACUGCAUCCAGCCAAGGAAGACGCCCUUCUGGCGUGGCUCAACGGCCUGCAGCUGGACGAACCGGUGCAGCGAAUCACACAGCUUCAGGAUGGAAUCCUGCUGCUCAAACUCGUCUAUAAACUGAAAGGGGAGGAGCCCAGCCAGACUCCUGUUCACCUCCCUCAAGCAGAAAGGCUGUCAAUCAUCUCUGACUUCCUCCACAGUGUGUGUCCUGUUGAGUGCGUCGUCCUCACACUGGCUAAGGGAAGGAUGCUGGAGUUGGAGCUCACCAAGGUUGUUCUGCUCCUGUGUUACUACGGACUUGUUAACAACAGUCUGGUGCCCGAAGUGGAGUUUGAAACUGAGCUACAGAUGGCGACCAUGUUGCGUUACGUUCAGCGAGGAGCGAGUGGUCUGUCUCUGCGUGAUGGUCUGGACAAACUCCUGACCACAAGCUCGCUGAUCCACACCUCGUCCGUGAGCAGUAUGUCCUCCAUCAGCGAGGACGGCUCACCCCUUUUCCCCCGAGCACGAAGUUCUCCGCUCGUCAACUUUGUGGAGCUGGAUACUGUGGCCUCCAGCUCGUUUGUCGGCUCACCUCUACAGGAGCUGAUGAGCACGCCUCAGGUGCAGGUGAAGCGGCUGCGUAAGGAGUUAGCGCACGAAGGAGACGUGCGAGACGAGCUGGAACGAGAGCUGGCCGAGCGAAUCAAUCUCCUCUCAGAGAAAGAGGGGCAGAUGAGUCAGCUUCAGCACAGGCUGCAGCGCUUACAGAGGGAUCAGGAGGAGAUGGAGAAGGAGCACAAAGCUACACUGACCGAGCUGCAGCAGAAGAACGAAGGACUCCUCGCACGGGUACACGAGGUCGUAAAGCAGUGUCGAGACCUUAAAACAGACAACAGCCAGAAAGAACGACGGCUCGACGAGCUGAUGGAGGAGAACGGAACUCUCGCCGCACAGGCGAGAAACGCCUUCGCCCAGCUCGCAAGGGCCGAGGAGGAAGUCGCUAAAAUAACAGAAGCUCACAAUUCAUCCCAGACUGAGUGGGGGAACAGGAGGGACCUGCUGCAGAGAGAGCUAAGCCAGGCCAUCACUGACCGGGAAUGUCUUUCUGAGCAAAUUCAGAUCUUACAAGGAAAGAUCUCCGUUCUGGAGGACGAACUCGCCAAGCUUUCCGAGCAGCCCCAAGAAAAAGGUGAAGUCCUGGGGCCGAUUGUAGAGCGGGAGAAACUGAAGCAGGAACUCACAGACUUGACUCAAAAACUUUCCAUACUUGAAGAAACCAUUUCCCUCCUCGAGACGGAGAAAAUGUCACUCGGAGCAUUAUUGGCAGAAGAGAGAAGCUCCUUUGAAAAGGAAACCCUGCGGUUGGAGAGACGCAUUUCAGAUCUUCAGCAGUCUAUAAAGAAUAUGCAAGCAGAGAAAGAUGCUCAGGAACAAGCCUCAAGGACCACAGAAGAAACUCUUACCUCCCAGAUAGCAGCUUUGGAAACCGAUCUGGCUCAUCUUCAGCAGCUAGAAGUUCAUCUGACGGCAGAGAUCGCUACAUCUGCCGAACUGCGCCAGCAACGUGGGAUGCUGGAGGCUAAGGUCACCUCCUUGGAGGAUAUGGUUAAUAUGCUACAAUCCAAGUGCCAGAACAUGGAGGCAGAAAAUGCAACACAGCAGGAAGUUCUUAAUGCUGUCAGGGCUGACCUGCAACAUGCCCAGAUUUCUCUCGUGGAAUAUGAAAAAAGGUUGGCGGACCAUCAAAAAGUGGUAGAAGAGAACGCUUCGCUCCGAGCCAGAAUCUCUGCGCUGGAUGACACCAUCGCAAAUCUGCAAACCGAGAUCGACGCACAGAGAAAAAGAGGCGACGAGCUUCUCUCAGCAAACGAGCAGCAGAAAGCUUUGAUGGAGGAAAAGUUUCAAAAACAGGAGCAAAAAGCGCACGAGAUGUUUGCAGAGCUAGAGACUCUCAGCCAAGAGCUUCGCAGAAUGAAGCGCGAGAAACUUGAAGCCGAGUCACGCGUCGAGAGGUUAACCCAAGAAGGAGCGGACCUUAAAGCAAGUCUAGCAGAAGAGCAAGAUCGAGGCCAGUCGCAACUGACUCUAGUAACCAAGGCCAAAGAGGAGAGGGAGAUGGAACUGCAGCAGAUUAUUACAGAUCAUCAAAACAAAAUAUCAGAGUUACGAAUGAAGAUCGAGGGAACUGUAGAGUUGCUGAAGCAGAGCGAAUCCGAACUGUCGGUGCUGAAAGAAAAAACUAUUUCUAAAGACGGAGAACUCCGCAUACAACAAGAGGAACUGUCCGACCUUCAAUAUAAGGCAGACGAUCUGCAAAGACAGCUCUUGGAGGUAGAAGAACUUUCACAACAUUUGAGUCAGGACAUGGUCUCCAAAGACAGGGAAGUUCAACACUUCAAAGCAGAGCUUGAACAGAGGGAAGGAGAGAUCCAGGCCCUUAACGUCAACCUUCAGUCUCUUGAAGCGAAGUCCAGUGAAACACGUGACCUUCACCAGAAGGAAAUUGAAAAGCAGACGCUUGCCAUCACGGAGCUGAAGCUACAACUUUCCGAAGCCGAGAAACUUAUCUCGGAGAAAGUUCAAUCUCUGCAAGCUCUCGCCCAGGAGUUAAAGGGUUUAAAGGAAGAGCUUUCCAUCGAAAGGCGGAGAGUCGUUACGCUGGAAAUUAGUUUCAAGGCUUCAAAGGAGGCCCAUGAAGUCAAGGAGCAGACUUUGAGUCUGGAGGUUACACAACUGCAGCAGGAGAUCGAUGGACAUUUGAAGAAGUUGGAGGAGUCAUUAAAUGAGAGUAAUUCCCUCAAAGAGGAAUUGUCACGCCAACGGGAUCUUGCAUUCCAGAGAGAAAGCGAGGUUUCUGUUUUAGCAGCACAAAACAAAUCUCUGGAGGGAGACUUUGCUCAACUUCAGAAUAAAUUAUCAGAGGCCAUAACGCUAGCUACAGAACGGCAAACGGAGUUACUCAAGCUUCAAGAGGAGGUUCAGCAUCAAGAGACUCUCAGAGCAAAAGUACAGGAAGUCGAGGAGACUCAACGUAAAGAGCUUCAAAGAGAGGUCACCGAACUUCAGGCUAGAGUUCAGAAGCUUACCAGUCUUGCUUCUGAGAGAGAAAUACAGCUUGGUUCUCUUAAUGAAAAGAUGAAAGCACAAGAAGAAUACAAUCAGAAACUCCUUCAAAAAUCCGACGAGGCUCUUCAGAAAGAACUUGAGAACGUUGUAGACUUGAAGGGGCAGCUCGAGUCUGCCAAGAAUCAGACUGCAGCUAAAAAUGAACUUUUGGAGUCAACAGAAGAAAAGCUGAGACAAAUGGAGCUCGUGUACCAACAGAAAGUAUCCCUUAUUAGUGAAACUUGUCAGGCCAAGGAAGCUUUAGAAAGAACAGUGAAUGAGCUUUGCAGUAAGCAGAAGCGAGAUCUGGAUAUGUACCAGCAAGGUUUAGAAACCUUGAAAAAGGAAAAGGAACAUCUGUCUUUGAUGAAUGAAUCUCUCCAGAGUGAAUGCCAGGCCUUGCAGGCAAAGAGCAAGGAGCAAGAGGAUACAUUAAAUGCAUUUAAGGCUGACCUGCAAAGCACCCAAGAUGGAUACGAGAGAGAUUUAGAAGCCCUGAAGAAGGAGAAGGAGCAUCUCCAGGAUAAGUGUCGGAGCUUGCAGACCGAGAACAAAGGGCAGGAAGAGGCCCUGAAUACUCUGACGGCUGAUCUUCAGAAAACCCAAGAUAGGUAUCUGAAAGAUGUAGAGAUCAUGAAAAAAGAGAACGAACAUCUCUCUUCAGCAAACCAGUCUCUCCAGAUCGAGUGUCAGAGCUUACAGACAGAGAAUAAAAGUCAACACGAAGCCAUGGACUCCCUAAAGGCUGAACUCCACAACACAGAAAAUGGGUUCCAGCAAGAGGUCGAAACACUGAAGAAGGAACAGGAACAUCUUUCCACACUGAACCAGACCCUUCAGACUGAGUGUCAGACCUCGAAGGCAGAGAACCAAAAGCAACAGGAGAUACUAAAUGCACUAAAGGUGGACCUACAGACUGCCCAAGAGGGGUUCCAGCAAGAGUUAGGAAACUUGAAGAAGGAGAAGGACCAUUUCAGCUCAGUUAGUCAGUCCCUUGAGGUUGAGUGUCAGAAAUUACAGACAGAGAAUAAGAUGAAGCUGGAGGAAUUAAAUGCCCUAAAAGCUGACCUCCAGAACACGCAAAAUGAGCAUCAGCAAGAGAUGGAAUCACUAAAGAAUGAGAAGGACCAUCUCUCUUCCGUGACCCAGUCUCUCCAGACUGAGUGCCAAAACUUGCAGGCAAAGGAAACAAGGCAACAGGAGGAGUUUAGUGCCCUCAAGGUUGACCUGCAAGAAAACAAAGAUAAAUUUGAAAAAGAUCUGGAGAUCUUAAGGAAUGAGAGAGAUCAACUUUCUUUAGUGAACCAGACCCUCCAGAGUGAGUGCCAAAACCUACAGGCAGUAAAAACUGGGCAUGAGGAGGAGCUGAAUGCCCUCAAGGCUGACAUGCAAGAAAGCAAAAAUAAAUACGGACAAGACGUGGAAACUUUGAGGAACGAGAAGGAACAGCUUGCCUUAGUGAACCAGACCCUUCUUAAAGACCUUGAGGCAGCCCAGAAAGUGGGAGCAGAACUGGUCUCUGUCAAAGAAGUUGCUCAACAGCGUGAACACGAGCUUGAAAAUCAAGUCAAGGAACUGCAGGUGAAGAUUAAAGAAAUUUCGUCACUGGCUGAUGAAAGAGAGGCUGAAAUUAGAAAUCUUCACUUGGAAGUAAAGCAGCAAGAAGCUUCAAGGCUCCGUGCUGAAGAAUCUGAGAAGGCUUCAAGAGCUGAACUGGAGGCAAAGGUUGCCCAACUUCAAGUCCAGUGUGAGGAAGCCUGUAAACUUUCAUCUGAGAGAGAUUCAGAGUUGAAUCUGCUUCGAGAUCAGUAUAAAGAGUCUGAGAAGCAGAAGCAAGAUGCCUGUCAGGCUAACAAAGUCUUGGAGAACACGGUUUCUGAGCUGUGCCUCAAGCAAAAACAAGAGAUCGAGGAAUACCUUCAGCAGCUGGACGCCUUGGCGAAGGAGAAAGAUGCGCUUACCACAACGCUCCAGACUGACAGAAAGGCACAGCGGGAGGCUCUGGAUGAUCUACAGAGUGCUUUGCAGCAGGAAGUGAAGACACUGCAAAAACAAAAGGAGCGCUUGUCUUUCGUUAACCAGUCACUUCAGAGGGAGUGUGAUGCCUCCCAGAGACUUGGAGCAGAGUUAGAAGUGAAGCUGAAAGGGCAGACCGAAUCGUUCAUGGCUGUAAAAGAGGCUCUCCAAAAGAAAGAGAUGCAGAACCAAGAACUUCUGGAGCAGCUCAAGGUGAAGGCUGAAGCGGUGGAGCACUACAAAGUGCAGGUAGAAAAAGCAAUGACUCAUUACAACGGUAAAAAACAGCAACUCCUGGAGGAGCAGGAAGCAUGUCAGACCCUUCAGGCCUCUUUGGAAACAAGUGAGAGUGAAGCAAAAGCCUUGAAGGCUGAGCUUAAACUGGUCUCCAUGGAGCUGGAGAAUAUCAAGGCAUCAGAGAAGAGAUUGAUGGUACAGAUAAAGAGCCUGGAGACUCAGUUGGCUUAUGCAGAUCAUCAGUUAAGAGAACAGAGAAAGCAGGGAGAACAAAGUGUCCAGGUGCAACACAGAGAAAAUCCCAGAAGUCAUCAGGCCAUCAACGGUAGUUCGGACAGCCUGGAGCUCGACCUGGACGAUUCUUUGAAUGCUGUUAGCAGUAAACAGUCCGUACCUGGUGAGUCCAGCACUCCUUUGGUCCGAAGUUCAGAGCGAUUAGCAGCAAAAAGGCGCAGACAAGGCGAAGGCUCACUAGAGACCCUGUACUUCACUCCCAUGAUGCCGAGGGGCAAGAAACGUGAAGGCGUAUCCCAGGACCACAAGCUAGAAAGCAGCAUCAGUUCACUCGGAGAGCUAAAUCUUGAUUCGACGAGGAAGCCGAGCUCUUCGGUCCGGAGGCGACGCACCACUCAAGUCAUCAACAUCACUAUGACCAAGAAAACUCCCCUCGGUGUCGGCGGUGACGCAGACGCAGACGAGUCUUUCUCCAGCCUGCACUCGGCUCAGUCACAGCCCAAUCUGGCCUCACACAAAGCUCGUCCCGUGUCUGCAGAGAUCUUCGAGGAUUCCAACAAACUUCUUAGCCUUCCUGGGUUUCGCCGCAGCAACGCGCAUGUCAGCGCUCUUACACGAGCCCCAAGCACGUUCUGUAUAGGAUCCGAAAACGAGCCGGACCACACUUGUGAUGACUGGAUGAGGAUCGCAGAGCUACAGUCGCGGAAUAAAUCCUGUUUACCUCACCUGAAGAGCAGCUACCCGUUGGAGUCCAGGCCCAGCCUGGGUUUCUCGCACCUCCCUGUGACUGACGAGGAUGUUCGUACCGGCGACCCCACCGAGACCAUUCGCCGUGCCUCAACGAUCCCGUCUCAGCUCAAGGACUCCAUUGCUAAUCACCGCCUCUCAGUGGCUCCACCUGCUGCAGCUUCUCACCGCCUCUCACUAGCUCCACCUGCUGCAGCUGCUCACAGCCACGCCCCCUCGCAGUGGGCACCCCCGGCUGCCAAAGCACGGGAAGUGCGAUCCACACGCAGCCCACUGGCCCUUAAACGACCUGCGGGGCAAGUUCAAGACCUGGACACACCCGAGGCAAAGAAGUUAGUCAGCUGCUUCCCUCGAACUCCUAAAGGGCGAAACCUUCGAUCUACCAACUCGCAGAACAUCGCACCCUCUCCGGCUGAUCGGAGGCAGUCAAUGGCAUUCAUGAUCGAUAAUACUCCUAAAAAAGCUGGACGUGGUGACAUCAGGCUGCAUCAGCGCGCCAUCAACAAACUCCGCAAAUCCCCACGCACGGCCAGCACGAAGUCACCAAAGGUCAUCAGCAGUGCAAAGAAGAACCCAAGCUUUGGCGUUAAUAAAGUCGAAGAUGAGGAUGAAGAUGUGAGACCGCACUCUUCCUCGUCCUCUAAACAACUGAUGGCACUGCAUCCAGCCAAGGAAGACGCCCUUCUGGCGUGGCUCAACGGCCUGCAGCUGGACGAACCGGUGCAGCGAAUCACACAGCUUCAGGAGAGCUUCAAAGAAGUUGCUCAACAGCGUGAACAUGAGCUUGAAAAUCAAGUCAAGGAACUGCAGGUGAAGAUUAAAGAAAUUUCGUCACUGGCUGAUGAAAGAGAGGCUGAAAUAAGAAAUCUUCACUUGGAAGUAAAGCAGCAAGAAGCUUCAAGGCUCCAUGCUGAAGAAUCUGAGAAGGCUUCAAGAGCUGAACUGGAGGCAAAGGUUGCCCAACUUCAAGUCCAGUGUGAGGAAGCCUGUAAACUUUCAUCUGAGAGAGAUUCAGAGUUGAAUCUGCUUCGAGAUCAGUAUAAAGAGUCUGAGAAGCAGAAGCAAGAUGCCUGUCAGGCUAACAAAGUCUUGGAGAACACGGUUUCUGAGCUGUGCCUCAAGCAAAAACAAGAGAUCGAGGAAUACCUUCAGCAGCUGGACGCCUUGGCGAAGGAGAAAGAUGCGCUUACCACAACGCUCCAGACUGACAGAAAGGCACAGCGGGAGGCUCUGGAUGAUCUACAGAGUGCUUUGCAGCAGGAAGUGAAGACACUGCAAAAACAAAAGGAGCGCUUGUCUUUCGUUAACCAGUCACUUCAGAGGGAGUGUGAUGCCUCCCAGAGACUUGGAGCAGAGUUAGAAGUGAAGCUGAAAGGGCAGACCGAAUCGUUCAUGGCUGUAAAAGAGGCUCUCCAAAAGAAAGAGAUGCAGAACCAAGAACUUCUGGAGCAGCUCAAGGUGAAGGCUGAAGCGGUGGAGCACUACAAAGUGCAGGUAGAAAAAGCAAUGACUCAUUACAACGGUAAAAAACAGCAACUCCUGGAGGAGCAGGAAGCAUGUCAGACCCUUCAGGCCUCUUUGGAAACAAGUGAGAGUGAAGCAAAAGCCUUGAAGGCUGAGCUUAAACUGGUCUCCAUGGAGCUGGAGAAUAUCAAGGCAUCAGAGAAGAGAUUGAUGGUACAGAUAAAGAGCCUGGAGACUCAGUUGGCUUAUGCAGAUCAUCAGUUAAGAGAACAGAGAAAGCAGGGAGAACAAAGUGUGCAGGUGCAACACAGAGAAAAUCCCAGAAGUCAUCAGGCCAUCAACGGUAGUUCGGACAGCCUGGAGCUCGACCUGGACGAUUCUUUGAAUGCUGUUAGCAGUAAACAGUCCGUACCUGGUGAGUCCAGCACUCCUUUGGUCCGAAGUUCAGAGCGAUUAGCAGCAAAAAGGCACAGACAAGGCGAAGGCUCACUAGAGACCCUGUACUUCACUCCCAUGAUGCCGAGGGGCAAGAAACGUGAAGGCGUAUCCCAGGACCACAAGCUAGAAAGCAGCAUCAGUUCACUCAGAGAGCUAAAUCUUGAUUCGACGAGGAAGCCGAGCUCUUCGGUCCGGAGGCGACGCACCACUCAAGUCAUCAACAUCACUAUGACCAAGAAAACUCCCCUCGGUGUCGGCGGUGCCGCAGACGCAGACGAGUCUUUCUCCAGCCUGCACUCGGCUCAGUCACAGCCCAAUCUGGCCUCACACAAAGCUCGUCCCGUGUCUGCAGAGAUCUUCGAGGAUUCCAACAAACUUCUUAGCCUUCCUGGGUUUCGCCGCAGCAACGCGCAUCUCAGCGCUCUUACACGAGCCCCAAGCACGUUCUGUAUAGGAUCCGAAAACUAUCCGGACCACACUUGUGAUGACUGGAUGAGGAUCGCAGAGCUACAGUCGCGGAAUAAAUCCUGUUUACCUCAUCUGAAGAGCAGCUACCCGUUUGAGUCCAGGCCCAGCCUGGGUUUCUCGCACCUCCCUGUGACUGACGAGGAUGUUCGUACCGGCGACCCCACCGAGACCAUUCGCCGUGCCUCAACGAUCCCGUCUCAGCUCAAGGACUCCAUUGCUAAUCACCGCCUCUCGGUGGCUCCACCUGCUGCAGCUUCUCACCGCCUCUCACUAGCUCCACCUGCUGCAGCUGCUCACAGCCACGCCCCCUCGCAGUGGGCACCCCCGGCUGCCAAAGCACGGGAAGUGCGAUCCACACGCAGCCCACUGGCCCUUAAACGACCUGCGGGGCAAGUUCAAGACCUGGACACGCCCGAGGCAAAGAAGUUAGUCAGCUGCUUCCCUCGAACUCCUAAAGGGCGAAACCUUCGAUCUACCAACUCGCAGAACAUCGCACCCUCUCCGGCUGAUCGGAGGCAGUCAAUGGCGUUCAUGAUUGAUAAUGCUCCUAAAAAAGCUGGACGUGGUGACAUCAGGCUGCAUCAGCGCGCCAUCAACAAACUCCGCAAAUCCCCACGCACGGCCAGCACGAAGUCACCAAAGGUCAUCAGCAGUGCAAAGAAGUUAAAGUCGAAGAUGAGGAUGAAGAUGUGAGACCGCACUCUUCCUCGUCCUCUAAACAACGUGCAAUAGAAACAAUGUCAGGAUACUGAAUGUUUUAAUCCUGAAUGUUUGGUUGUGGAUUUGUAUCUCCUUUGUAUCUUCUGUCGUCAAAAUCUAUUGCCUUAUCGACUGCUGUUUUUUAUCCUGUGUCCCAAAGGAAGGAACAGACCUCACUGCAUCCAUUAGCAGCCUCUGACCACUGUCUCUUCCACCAUGUUGUGUCUAAUGGUACAUUGUAUACUUGGUUAUCGGUACACCCUUAGAUUUACCAGCAGCUUUAAAUCAUGAGCUGGUGUUUAUGUACUGAAUAAUGCCGUGUUCGGUGAACAGGCUCGCACGGGUUUGAUUAUUCUAUCACAGUUAUUACCACAGGGCUGUAGAUAUUCAGUAUAUUUUUGUAUUUGUUCUUUUUUCCGUGUGCAUUUUUUAAAUGCUUCCAGUUUUCCUGUUCGAUCAAAACGUAUAUAUGUAUAAAUUGUGCCGUUUUCUUUUUUUAUCCGUUAUUUUAAACGUUUGUCCUUGUUUUUCUAUUCUUUGCUUCAUUUUCACUUUUUAAAAGGUUUUGUUUCAUGUGCAGAAAUUAAACUCAGCCAAGCGAC
Messenger RNA from Tachysurus vachellii, 10023 nucleotides. It is a transcript of the gene numa1, whose product is annotated as nuclear mitotic apparatus protein 1. Bases 23 to 9415 code for a protein of 3130 amino acids. NCBI's taxonomy places the organism in Eukaryota, Metazoa, Chordata, Actinopteri, Siluriformes, Bagridae. The transcript is spliced from 35 exons. Gene Ontology annotation, molecular function: microtubule binding. The record is from RefSeq and is a predicted model, not a curated record. Gene Ontology annotation, biological process: establishment of mitotic spindle orientation. Gene Ontology annotation, cellular component: spindle pole; spindle microtubule; centrosome.